Podarcis lilfordi (Lilford's wall lizard) is the source of this 12712-nucleotide messenger RNA. NCBI's taxonomy places the organism in Eukaryota, Metazoa, Chordata, Lepidosauria, Squamata, Lacertidae. The record is from the annotation of a GenBank genome assembly.
GGAACCCCCAGGUGCAGAGGCAGUCUCUCUUGGUCCCAGCAGGGAAAGAAGGACGUUGGGCUUGGCCUGAUCCAGCAGCUCUUCUUACAUCCUGACAACGCCUCACUAGCUGCCUGGGCAGCUGAGGGAGCCAGAAGGGAGGGAUCUAUUUUUAGGGGCUGAGUUGUUGCUAUAUCCGUCUUGGCUGCCUGGCCAAAGCCCUCCUGCGCAGCCCAAAGUGUGGCCUGCUUGCACCCAGUGAACAUGGCUGGCCUGGAGGGGGCGUCUUCUGGGGCCCAGUCAGGAGGCCACGUGGUCCUGGAGGUGGGCGACAGGCAGUUCCCUGUCGAGCGCUGGGCCUUGGCCCGCUACAGUCGCUACUUCGAGGCCAUGUUCUUUGGGGGCACACGAGAGCGCACAGCCCCUCGGAUCCGGAUCCAGGGCCUGGACCCCACUGCCUUCCAGGCCCUGCUGGCCUUCACACAGACGGGCAGCCUCCUCCUUGACCGCAACAAUGUCACAGAGCUGCUGGAGGCAGCUGACUUCCUGCAGCUGGACUGCGCCAAGCGGCUCUGUGAGGCAUUUCUGGAGAGGGAGCUGCACGUCUCCAACUGCCUUGGUUUCCUGGCCUACGCGCAAUGCUUCUCCUGCGCCCACCUGCAGGCAGCUGCACUCUCCGUGGUGCUCUCACACUGGGCCGAAGUGGCUUCCGGCGAGGAGUUCAUGGAGGCCCCUGCAGAGACGCUGCGGGUGCUGCUGCGGAGUGACGAUCUCUUUGUGAGCCGCGAGGAGGCAGCCUUUGAGGCGCUGCUGCAGUGGGCGACUGCCGACCCUGCUGGGCGGGAAGCAGUCUUCCUGGAGCUGGCAGGCCUCAUCCGCGGACCCUUCCUGAGCCUGCCCUUCCUGGAGCGGCUGGUGCGGCGAUGCAAGAGCCCCCCAGGGCAGGACACCUCGGGACGGCUGCUGCAAAAGCUGGAUGCUUGCCUGCCUGCCAGCUGGAGACAGGCAGGCCUCUCACCUUGUGUGGGGCGCAGCCAUGAGGUCCUCUUUGUCCUGGCUGGCAAACACGACCAAGAGCAGCAGGAGCUUUUCCAAUUCCAACCGAAGACGGAGGUGUGGCAGACCCGGGCGCCCCUCCGACGCAAGAACCUCACCCAGUAUGCUGUGGCUGCCAUCGGUAACUCUUCUGGCUUCUGAGCUUGCACAGAGUGUGAGCAGCCCGCAGGUGGCUGGCAUUUUCCCCAUGCCAUUGAGAGUCUGCUCUCUGCUUUGGUGCCCUCUGGGUUGGUGUGGGCGGGCAGAGGGUUUCACCUUGAAGUUUGCAUCUAGUGGAAUGCUAGGGUGGGAGAGAGUGCCAGCUGUGGCUACCUGGUGCCAGGAGGUUUGGCUGCACCCUGCACAUGCUCAGAGGUUCCCUUUUCUUUAGAAUUGCUUCCUGCUUUGCAAGAAGCCUGGGGGGGAAAGCUUCUACAAAGUGUACUGCUGUGCCAUGGCCUUGCCUGAUGUGGGUGGUGCUGCGGUCUAAACCACUCAGCCUCUUGGGCUUGCCAAACAGAAGGUCAGCAGUUCGAAUCCCUGUGAUGGGGUCCUGUUGCUCUGUCCCAGCUCCUGCCAACCUAGCAGUCCAAAAGCAUGCUGGUGCAAGUAGAUACAGUAAAUGGGUACCACUGUGGCAGGAAGGUAAACGACAUUUCUGUGUGCUCUGGUUUCUGUGACAGUGUCCUGUUGCACCAGAAACCGUUUAGACCCAGAAAUAAUAAUAACGAUAACGAUGAUGCUCCUGUAACUGGGUUACCCCGGCCACUCUGGGUGGCUUCCAACAAAAUGCUAAAACGCAGAAGUCUCCAAACUCCCUGUCUUGGGCUGCCUUCCAAUAGAUGUUUAUUUCCUGGCCAUGUCUCCCUCAGCCUCAAUUCGCCCUGUCUCAUACCUCUUUGGGGCAUCAGGGAACCCCAAUGGAAAUGGGGGCAGAAAUAGCCAUUGUCCCCCAGUUCUAUGUAAGCAGUUGGUUGUCCCCACCUCAUCCUUGUUGCUUUUGCUUCACACCGAAACAGAUGCAGGAUGUGAAAUAUCACCCCUUGGAGACGAACUGCUUUGCUUUCAUCAGGAGGCAAUGUGCAGUGGAAGCGAAGCCUCUCUGUGUGGUGGGUCCGCGGUGGAAGGGGAAACGGCAUCUCUUGCGCUCUCUCCACAGGCAACUUCCUCUUUGUGACGGGCGGCUACUUCCGCGAGGAGUUCUCCUGGUGCAGCGUGGGCUGGGUGCUGAUCUACAACAGCUGGGACGACAACUGGCUGGAUGGCCCGGCCAUGAAGACGGCACGCCACAGCCACUGUGCUGUGGGGGUGGGCUUCCACCUCUACGUGAUGGGUGGCAGCACUGAGGAGGGGGCUGUCACGCCUGAGGUGGAGCGCCUGGCGCCCACAGACUCUUCCUGGGAGAGCACCAGCCCCCUGGCCCACCCCGUGGAGAGGGCCGGGGCGGUUAGUGUGGGGACUCGUGUCUACGUCAUCUGUGGCCUGGACGAGAAUGGAGAUGUCUGCCAUGCUGUCCAGCGGCUGGACGUGGAAACGGACAUCUGGGAUGUGGUCUCCUUCUCGCCUCUCCCUAGGUGAGGCGGCUCUGGAGGUUGGGAUGUUAGAGGUGGGGGGCACAUCCUGCUCCUUCUGGAGUAGUGUGUCCACCUUGGGUCCCGUCCCCCCCCCCCCCGCACUCAGCUCCCACCUGUGGCUCCUAGAAGCUUCUCCUAGGCUUCUCCUGCAUGUGAAGACAGGCUUUGGUGGGCAGAGCGGACAUGACCAAGAGGGGAUCCAACGGACAAGCAGGCAAUUUCUGCACAUGCUGUAGAGCAGGGGUGUCAAACUCAAAUUCAUUGGGGGCUGCAUCAGCAGUUUGGUCACCCUCAAAGGUCCGGUUGUAUCUGUAGGACUUACAGUACAGGAGAGAAGGGUUCAGGCAGCCAUUGGAUCUGUCACAUCACAGGAUGGCAUGCGCUCAAUAUAAAAACAAGUGGAAGUUUCCUGAAUGCAUGUAAAGUGGAGGUUUCCUGUGUAGAACGGUCGGCGCCGCUAGAGGGCAGACGUUCUCUGGCUUGUAGGCUGCCGCGCAUGUGCUGAAGAGGUGGCUUUCUUGUGUCAAAAAAAAAAGAGCGAGAAUAAAAGGUGAAAGCUGGCGGCCGGCGGCGGCUACACGGGCCACAUGACGAGGUCUGGCGGGCCAGAUUUGGCCCGCGGACCUUAUAUUUGACACCCAUGCUGUAGAGAGAAGUGAGGGGCCGGUGGAGCUCGUCCUCCUGGGAAGGAAGCUCAUUGGGAAGGAAAACUCUGGUCCUCAUCCUGCACUGUGUUGUUAAUCUGGAAAAUAAUUCACAUCUGGCAACCAAUGCGCCGUUUUGUUUUCAGAUAGUAAAUGGGGUAAAGGUAAAGGGACCUCUGGCCAAUAGGUCCAGUCGUGACCGACUCUGGGGUUGCGGCGCUCAUCUCGCUUUACUGACCAAGGGAGCCAGCGUAUAGCUUCCGGGUCAUGUGUCCAGCAUGACUAAGCCGCUUCUGGCGAACUAGAGCAGCGCACGGAAACGCCGUUUACCUUCCCGCCGGAGCAGCACCUAUUUAUCUACUUGCACUUGGACGUGCUUUCAAGCUGCUAGGUUGGCAGGAGCAGGGACCGAGCAACGACCUUCUGAUCAGCAAGUCCUAGGCUCUGUGGUAUAACCCACAGCGCCACCCGUGUCCCUAGUAAAUGGGGUAGACAAGUCCAAAAAGCCCAGGAUACAAAUUUUCAUGGCCCCCUCGCAGCUGUGGUUGCUCAUGUUUAAACUCAUCUAUCCACGUACUCGUAUCUGAAACCAAAGAGGCCCAUUGGUUGUCAGAUGGGAAUGUAACAUAUGCUUCAGGUUACAUACACUUCAGGUUACAUACACUUCAGGUUACAGACUCCGCUAACCCAGAAAUAUUACCUCGGGUUAAGAACCUUGCUUCAGGUUGAGAACAGAAAUCGUGCAGCGGCGACACAGUGGCAGCAGGGAGGUCCCAUUAGCUUCAGGUUAAAAACAGUUUCAGGCUAAGAACGGACCUCCAGAAUGAAUUAAAUUCUUAACCUGAGGUUCCACUGUACUGUAUUUUCAGCUCUCUGAAUGCAAUACGUGGAAUAUCUUCAUAACCCUCCACAAAUCCAGAGCAGAGCCCCUAAGGUGGUUGGAUGGCACCUGGUAUGCCUCCUUCUGGCAAUUUGAAAAUUCAAAAGAAAAAUCUUAACUUUAAUAAUCGAAAUAGAAAAUGUUAAGAUAACCAAAAUAAUUUAACAGAAAAUAAUCAAACUCUGCAGUUGUUGUCCUCUCGCUGAUGCCUUCCCCACCUGCCUCUGCCCCAGAGACCUGCAAUGGGCGCCUGCGCUUUGGGGCUUUCACCCUGAUUGUGACAGCCUCCCCCCCUUGACCCUGGGCCAAGACGGCCUCUUCUGAGCCAGGAUGCGCCUUCAGAACUUGGAGGCACCUGCUGUCCGUCUGCAGAUUUGCCAAUCAUCCCUCACACUAUCCAUUCCCCCAUUUCUCCAUCAAAUUUGGCUCUUCCUCCCCAUUCCCAAAGGGAGCCCAGUCUCCUUCUAAAUGCAGCAGUAAACUCGCGACUGCCUAGGCUGAGGGAUGUCAAGAGCUGCUUUGCACCUGGGACACCUCCAGGCAGGCAAGCCCAAAACAUUUGGGCACCUGAGGCAUCUCCCCAAAUGGCACACACCCCACUCCCCACCAGAGGCAGGGGAAGAUUUGCGUCAGGAACAGGAGGAGGAGAAGGAAGAUCUGCCUUGGGAUCAGCUGCCUCCUGGCGGUCACCUCCCCAUGCCUCCUGAGGUGUAGGCACCUGCCUGACGCUCUCCUCUCUCCAUCCCCAGGUAUGACCUCUGCGUUGUGGCUCUGAAUGGGGCCAUCUACACCGUGGGAGGGGGCGCCUUCCGCUUUGAUGUGGACUCGGGAGAGUGGACACGAGUGGAGGAGGAGUGCCUGGCGCGACAGUUCUUCACAGGGUGCAGCGCAGCCAAUGGCAGGAUCUAUCUCCUGGGCCAGAGACAGGGCAACGCUGCACUCCCCAACAUGGUUCUCUUGGACCCUUACCUGGAGAUGUGCCAGGAGGUGGACAGCAAGCUCCCCUGCCCGCUGCCCAUCCACGGGACAGCCUCCGUGCGGAGAUUUGACAUUUGCGCAUGACGCGGUAUGCCAACACCCUCCAAGGCAGCAGUGUGGGAGACGGAGAGCGGGAAAAGUCGGCUGCCCUGUUCUUUUUCUCUCCUUCAUUUUGGAACGAAAGAGACCGUUUGGGUAUCCAGCCAUCUGUGGUGAAGCCCCACAGAAGGAGUGGAGUGCAGAUAGCCUGCUCCUGCAGAGGGGGCUCGGUGGGACUGGGCCUCCCCCCUUUGUAUGGCGGAGGCAGAGCUGCACACCACCUACUGGCCAGCGCUCGUGUUCCUGGCAAAGCUGCCUCUCUGCUCCCUCUCUGAGCUGAUUUCAAAUGACAGGGAGAGGAACUUGAACAUAAUAAGAAUAAAUGCAAGUUGCCAACCAGCACAUUGAUGGGAUCAAUCAGCGAGUUUGGGGGAAAUGAGUGAAACAAAGUCAGGAUGUUGGAGAUGUGUGAGAUGGCAGUGAUACUGAUGUGGCCAUCGGGUUUCAGUCCUGAUCCAGAUUGUGGUGUGUCAGGGCCAAGGUAGGGGUGGGGGCUGCAUGGGGGUCAUUUUGCAGCAAAUCCCUCCAACUUCUGUUUCCUUGCCUGAAAGCACAGCUGGAGGGGGGGAGGAAUCUGGGCAGGUGGCCCACGUGGAAGGGAAUGUGGUGGAGAUGGGGGUCCCCAAAACUGCCCCCAUUGUGGGGGUCCCUAUGCUCCUCCUACCUGUGAAGAUAUCCUAUUUAUUAGCUGCAUUUACUGCUCUCCCUCACCUGGACUAGGCUACAGAGCGUUUGCAAGUUCUCCAAGUAAAUCAUCGGGCUGCCUCCCGCUUUGCAAUGCACCUCCCCAGGGACCCUGAGGGACUUCUUUUCCAACCCCCUGCAAUGCAGGAAUCACAGCAAUGGAAUCCCUAACAGAUGGCCAUCCAACCUCUGCUUAAAGACCUCCAGAGGAGGAGAAAAUACCUUCUUCUGAGGGCAACAGAGCAGUCAAACAAACCUAAAUUUGGCAUUGGACUCCUUCCUGCAAAAUACUAACCCCACCAUAAUUGCUGCACCACAAUUGUCCAGGAGAGGGAGCCAUAGGCUGCCUGUAGCCUGGAUAAAUGGAGGGUGAGGCAGGAUGGUUUGGGGAGUGUGGAGUGAGCUGCCUUCCCCUGAGGCCAUGGACACAUCAGCACCAAGGUCCUUUCCACACACACCCUCUUCUCCCCACUGCUGCAUUGUAAGUCACCCCUUGCUGUCCUCAUCUGCAAUCACUGCCCAUCACUCCUGCUCACAAGUUGGCGUCUGUGCAUGUGUAAAGGCUGUGUCAAAUGUUUGCUUUGCUGGAGCUAGUUUGAGGGUGGCUUGGGAAGUUUAUGUGUGUCAUUAGAGAGCCAGAGUGUUGGAUUGGGACCUGUGAGACCUAAGUUCAAAUCCUCCUACCUCGCCCAUAGAAAGCUCCCUAGGUGGCCUUGGAGGCCAGGCACUGCCUCUCAGCCGAUAUCCCAGUGUGGUUUUGCCAUGUGCACCAUGUUACGCUCCCAGGAGAUAUAAACACAAUCAAUGAAUGAAUCAAUGCAGCAUGUCAGACUGUAGAAUACCUUUACUGGUUUCGAGGAGCAGAAAUGAAGACUGAGCUUACGAGGCCAGAGGGACUCUGUAUAUGCCCCAGAGUCCUCUUGCAGGCAGCGUCCUCUGAGAUCUUGGGCAGAGUCAGCCAUGGGGGCGCUGUGGCUUAAUGUGUCCGGGAGAUGGGUGGAAGUGCAAGUCAGGCCACCAGUGCCCAGGCGAUCUUGGCCUCCUGAUUUUGGCAAGAGGAAGGAGAGCAUAGCCAUUGGGGGCAACCCACUGUGCCAGUAGCUGCAUCUGUCGUGAAUUCUCUUUCAGAGCAGAUGAGCGGCUGCCACUGCUUCCUAAUGCAGGGAGUUCCACAGCUUACCACAACCCCCUCUGUGAGAAGAAGACCUUUCUUUUGUCCCCCCUGAAUCUUCCAAUCUUUUCCGCGCAGAGUUGAAACCUGAGCAUGGCAGGGAAGGGGAUCCUAGGAGCAACUGUUAGGAAGACGCGGAAUCCCACCCCCCUGGGACUGAAUGAAGGCAAAAGCGCUCGAGCCCAGAUCUCCCCGGCCAAUCGCGUUGUGAGAGAGGAAGAGUCUCCCUUCCCUUGAAUUCGCCCUCGUGCGCAGAUGGCAGCCGCGAAAGAUCCGUGUGGCGCACCCGGAGGACGCGGCAGAGACGGGGACCCCCACCUUAGGGCGGGGUCCCACCCCGGGAGCAGUGCUUGGGGACGUCCCUGAGCUGCAGGUCCUCGCGGGGCGUCCAGGGCCGGGCGUAGCCGCCCCGGGGCAGCAGCAGGCGGUUGAGGGUGUGCUCGUAGUUGACGUGGCGCCGGGCCAUCAGGACGUACUCGCGCUGCUCGGCCAGCAGCGGGCAGUCGCAGGCGUCGGGCACCCAGACGAACUCGCGGCGCACGACGGGGAAGCGGUUGCGGUAGGUGUGCAACACCUGCACGUCGUAGCGCGUCUCCUGCCCCACCCGGCGCUUGGAGAGGAUUCGGGCGCGGAAGACUGUGUAGGCAGGGGAGAAAGGAGGUCAGGAGGGGGCUCUCCUGCGGCGGCCCCCCAGGGGAAGGGCUCUCCUCAUCCAGCUCCCCUCUCCACCCGGGGGGAACAGGAAAGGGGGUGGGGGUUCCUUGGCAUGGGACCCUCUACGCUCCUCCCCACCUUGGCCCUCGAGGGAGGAGGGAGACUGCGGCAGUUUGGACUAGAUGACCCUUGAGGUUCCCUUCCAUGCGGAGGGGCCACGUACCAAAGUCGCUGUUGCAGUAGUGGUGGAUGCGCUGGGAUUUUCCCCUGGGAGAGUCGCAUGCCCCGCACAGCCCUGCAGGAUGAGAAGAAAGCAUUUUGUGGGGGGAAAGGGGGGGCACUGACCGCCUUCCUGCACUUCAACCCUGCCCUCUUUCCCCCUACAAGUGCGGGGCGGCGUCUGGGGCUCUGGCAAAAGCCCUGCGAAGUAGGUCCGGCCGAGAAUUGGUGGCUGGUGGGAUUUGGAGAGUUGCAUGUGGGCUGGAAAUCCAGUUCCAGGCGAGAGGCAUGCACACAAUCAAGCCCACCCACCCCCGCCCCCAAAGAAUCCUGGGAACUGUAGUUUGCACAGCGCUGAGCUACAGUUCCCAGUGCCUGGGGUUCUAGUCAGGGGCUUCUCCUACUCCUCAGGCUUUUCUUUUGCUGGGUUGGGGGGAGAAGAGGUGGCUCUGCCUUGGAGGAAUCUUCCUGCGACAUCAAAGGCUGCCAAAACCAGCCUGGGCUUUGUGGGUUCUGUGGCAAAAUGUUGCACUACUGAACUCACAAGCUGGGGAGCUGCCUGCGCAUGCUGAGAGCCAGGAAUCCCACCUCAAAUUAUGGGGUGGGAGCAGCCCAAGGCUCCCAGGGUGCCUGGAGGGUGCGAGCUGCUGAAAGCUCUGUGGAGAAAUUUAUUCAUUUCAUGGCACUUCUAUCCACCUCUUCCUCCAAGCAGCUCCAGGAGGCUCCUGUGGCCCUGACCCCCCUUCUCAUUUAAAUCCCACACCAGCCCUGUGAGGUAGGCAAGACAGAGAGAGGCAGGGACUGGCCCCCAAGGUCACCCAGGGCACUUGGGUAGCUCAGUCAUUCCUCCAUCGCUGGGGGUUGGGCUAGAUGACCCUUGGGGUCUCUUCCAACUCUACAGUUCUAUGAUUCUAUGAAAACAGGACAUUGGAGCUGGAGGAGGGGGAAAGCAAGGGGACGGCAGACAUGGGAUCAGGGUCUGCAUGGGUGGGUACCUUGGAACAAAUGCUACCAAAUCCCUCAAAUCUCCUAGAUUUCCAACAAGAAAAUGUUUCUUUCUAAGAGCACUCCACUCCUGCACCCUGAAACUAUUGUGGGGGUGAAGGAAGGAGAGAUGGACAGAGAAUGGGGGGGAGAGAGAUAGAAUUGAGGAUACCUGAGCUCCCUGGGGGCACUUUGGCUGGCAAGGGCAUUCCCUCCCGCUGAGGCGUCUUCCUGGCGAUGUCGUUUUGAGAGGGCGGGGCUGGCAGGAUGGCUGGGUGCUCCCUUGGUGAGCCAUCCCCGACUUCCCUGGUCUGGGGCUGGCGAAGGGGGCUGGCGUCACUCUGGAUAGGGUGGAAGUGCUCUUUCGGGAGCCAGAACUGGAACUCAAUGCCCUCGUUGGGCUCCUGAAAAAGGACCUGAGGCAAGAAACAGGCAUUGGGUGCAUGGGCGAGACCCAGUUAAUAUCCUUUGCACCCAGGUGGAAAACCCCCACACAAUUCCCUGGCUCAUCUCACCAUGACCAGCAAGUCCUCCUGGGUGGGUCCGGCUGCCUCAAGGCUCUCGUGAGCGUCCGCUGUGCGAGUGUAGCGGACUUGGGUGCCUGCUGCCUCGUACGUCCCUGGCCAGUCAAUGGCCCAGUCACCGUUGAUGACGUAGCGCUGGUUUGCCGUCAUCAGAGCUGGGGAGGGGAAGGAAGAACGUUUGGGGGAAGCUUUUGGGGGAGUUUUUGGCUGGCCCCCUCCUCCCCAGCCAACCACCCCAGAACCCCCAAGGGAGCCUCUGGGUGCCUCCAGUUUCAGAGGAGGCGUGGGGAGCUACCACAGGCAGGUCCUGCUUGGGGUGGCCCCUCAGGGCAAUGCCACUGUCCUUGGAGCUCAAGAGGGGUGUUUGUGCAGAAAGUAGCUGUUCGUCAGCCAAACUCUCUUGGAAGGUGGUGGGCUCUCCUUCCUUGGAGGCUUUUAAAGAGAAGUUGGGUGUCCCUCUGUCAGGGAUGCUUUUGCUGCAAUUCCUGCAUCACAGGGGGUUGGGCUAGUUGACCCUUGGGGGCCCCUUGCAAUGCUUCUAGGAUUCAUGAGAGGUUUUUAAAUGGAAGAUGGGUGGCCACCUGCCAGGGUUCCUGAAUGUGUGUCCAUUUUGUAAAAGUGCAGUUUCAAAAUAGGCAGUUGGUAGGAUCUUGGGGCCCCCACCACCACAAGGGGUCAGCAACAGGCAUGGGGGUGGGAAUAGGAACCUGCCCAGCAGCCCCUCCUACCGAGGUAAUUGCGGCUGCUGUCUGUCACCUUGAUGUGUCUGGCGCCUGCCGGGAUCUGAGUGACAUUCUGGUAGCCAAAGUAACCUGUGAAGCAAUCAGAGGAGAGCGGGUCAAGUGCGGGGGGGGGGGGGGAGAGAGACCACUGGGGAGGGAGGGGGAGGGGGCUGCCCAGGGGGAAGCAGCCAGGGGGUGAAGGGGAACUGCAUGUUUUUUUUGGGGGGGGAGGCUCAGAGUGUGACGUGCAGCGCUGGACAGAGGGCUUCCUCAGACAUACUACUUGAAAUGUCAGUUGGAUGGACACCUGUCAGAGAUGCUCUAGCUGAGAUUGCUGCCCUGCAGGGGGUUGGGCUGGAUGACCCCCAGGGACCCUUACAAUUCUGCUAUUUUGUGAUCUCAUGCUUUUCAGUGAAUUCCUGUUGGAUCAAAAUCUAUGUAGGAGGAGAAUUCCCUGGCUGCCAAGAUCCAAGUUUGGGGCAAGUUCUCUUUGGUGAGGGGACCCAUGCAUAGAUUUAAAAUCAUAAACUACGCAGCAAAGUAAAGCAUGGAAAUGUGGGCUGUGAUUCCUUCAAAUUAUGCCCUUCUCAGUGAGUUCCCAAGUUCCCUUUGGUGAGUUAAAAGUUGAUUUACUUACUAACUCUCCAAAGGUCAUGAAAGUGGCACAGGCAGUAACAAGUGGUGAAAGUUCCUAAAUUGUUACAUGGAAAGAAAUAAAAGGGAAUUUAGAAAUUUGGUAAAGAAUGAAUUUAUCGUUAAGGGGGAGAAUUUCAGUGGUUAAAAUGAAUGUAUUGCCAAGAAUGUUGUUUCUAUUUCAAUCAAUCCCAGUGAUAAGCAGUGCUGGAUGCUUCAAAGAAUGGCAAGAAUAUAUUUCUAGAUACAUCUGGCAAGGGAAGAAAGCAAGAAUAAAAUAUAAAUUGUUAUCUGAUAUGAGAGAGAGAGAGGAGGUUUCACCCUGCCAGAUUUGAGAUUGUACUAUGAGGCAUCUUGCAUCUGCUGGACCUGGGAAUGGAUGAUAUUGAAAAAUGGAGAUGUGUUAGAUCUAGAAGGACAUGAUAAUAGAUUUGGAUGGCAUGCAUACAGUAUUUAUGGUAUGAUAAAAUGAAAGGACAUAAAGGUUUUCAGAAUCAUAUAAUAAGAAAAUCAAAUUUUAAAGUAUGGGGAGCUUCAGUCCUGGCACAAUUAGUAUGCAGGUAGGUUGCAAAAUCUGUCCUAGUGACUUUCAAGAUGGCCACCAACCUGUGAGGCAGGGCAAGGCAGCUGCUCUAACCAUUUUAUAGUUUUGAGAGCAUGUUAGUAUAAGUAACCAGAGUUAGGACUUCCAGUUCACCACAGGUCGACUUCGUACGUGCGUCCCGCAUUCUCUGUGAGACGCACACUCACCAGUGGGGUGAAACGGGGGCUGUAGGGCUUUACGCCCCCUCCCCGAGGGUUCAGGAGGGUUGCUUGAACCUGUAAGGAUCAGCUGCAGUAUCAAAGCGGGUUCCUAAACCCAGACCGGGAGGAAGGAGACCUCGGACGCUAACAACAGCGAUUCUUCCCCCAGGUAAGAAAGCCCGAUCCCAGAAUGACCAGGCGGGGGAAUCUCCACUGAAUAAUGAUGAGCUCAAAUACCUGGUUAUUGAGACCUUGGAGCAUUUAAGGUUAAUCUGAAACCAAAGUUAAUCCGAAGAAUCGAGGUCUUAAACUAAAGAAAUAACACUCCAUAAAGCUAACCAGAGAACUAUUAUUUUACGGAACAGUUGAGCUAAUUUAAGACAAGCUGAAGAGGAGGUCAAUCCCGAAGCAGUUUGGGGGCUGUACCAAAACGAAAACAGGGUAGGAACAAUCUAACAUUCUAUUUGUGGUCAGCAUGUGCAUAGACUCAAAGAUUUUUAUGGCAAGAAUCAAGAGAGAGUGGAGAACAGUAUAUGCCCCAGAACUUAGAAUAUUACCAAGCCUUCUCUCUAUAUUUCCUUAAAAGAUGUAUUGGUGGUACUUAACCCCAGUAAAAUUAGUAGAAAUAUAUAGAACAAGUACUGUACCAAUAUAUGCUGGAAAUGUAAAGAAAAAGAGGUUACCUUUUAUCAUAUGCGGUGGAAUUGUAAUCAAGAAAUUCUGGGAAAUGAUAUAUAAUGAAAUGAAAAAAAUGUUUAAAAUAACCUUUCCUAAAAAAAUGGAAGCUUUUCUGCUAGGAAUUAUAGGUACCGAGAUCCCAAAAGAUCAGAGGAAACUGUUUGUGUAUGCUACAAUGGCCACUUGGUUUUUGCUAGCCCAGAGAUGGAAGGAAGAGACAACCCCAACCAAAGAAGAAUGGCAAAUCAAGUUGAUGGAUUAUGCUGGAAUGGCAAAAUUAACUGGGAAGCUCAGGAACCAAGAAGACAAGAAAUUUUAAAAAGAAUGGGAAAAGUUUAUAAUGUAUAUACAAAAUCAUUGCAAACAGGUUAAAACAUUAGCAGGAUUCUAAAUACACUUAUAAUGUAAUAGAAAGUACAGAUAACUUAGGAAGAUGAAAAAUUGGAAAAGUAUUGCUAUGCAGUUGAAAGUAGAAUUAAGAUGGAUGGAUGGAAUGGGGGAAGUCAGGAG